Molecule: messenger RNA, 721 nt
Organism: Blepharisma stoltei
Lineage: Eukaryota; Ciliophora; Heterotrichea; Heterotrichida; Blepharismidae
Source: the annotation of a GenBank genome assembly
AUGGAAGAAACACCAUUACAUAUCCAAAGAUUGCAGGCAUUAGUGCCAUCAUUGAAAUACAAAUUUAACACUGAAAAUUCAAGAAAGACUGUGCCGAAACUAUUAUACUUUUUUAUAAAUAUUUCUUUUUAAAAAAUUUAUGUAAAGCAUAAAUUUAUAAAGCUAAGCAAGAGUUUUUUCCAUAGCUUAAUCAUUCUAAAUAAGUAUAGAUUUCCUUAAAACCCAGGAAAACUUUAAUUUAAGCUGCCAUAAGAAGCCUUUUACGAAAACUAAGAGUGAAAAAGAAACAAAUAUUUUUUCAAGUUUUAGGGAAUCUCAACAUAAAUUUUCCACCGAAGUCACUAAACGAAGAAUAUCAAAUAUACAAUCUUUGCCGGAUUUGAAAAACAGAGAUUUAGAAUAUAUAUCAAUUAAAACGACAAGAAAAAUACUAAAUUCAAUUGAACAAUAUAAUUUGUCUCUAAGUAGGCAUAAAGAAAACUAUCAUAAAUGUAAAAAUUUUAGAUGCAAAAGAAAAAAAUACACUGAAAAAUUUUGCGUUUAUGGGUGCAUGAAGCCUAUAAAACCGAUUGCUGAAAAAUUUAAACUUGAAGGUCAUAUCAGUAACAGGGAUGGAAGAAUUUCAGAAAGACCUAUUAAUAAGAAAUUUGCUGAACAAGGAACAGAUAUGGGAGAUUUUGCUAUACAAUCAGCAAGAGAGUUCAAACCUCAAUUUGAUUAA